CGUCCAUUUUAAUGAAUGGCUAAGAUUUGUUUAAUGAGUAGAUAUUAGAAACUUUUCAUUAGAGAAUCCUUCUUAUUUGCAUAACAAACGCCUCCCUCCCGAAGAAGAAGAGGAGGAAGAAGAAAACAAAGGGAAAAAGAAGAAAAAAAUGUCGACGUCUUGCAAGGGGCUGGCUCUGGAGCUCGUCAAAUGCCUCAGCGAAACCGACUGUGUUAAGGUUCAAAAGCGACCAUACAGGGAAUGUGCAGGGGAGAAGGUGCCAUGUAUAACCAGUGAAUGUGUAGGUCUAAGAGAAACAUACUUCAACUGCAAAAGAGGCCAGGUAUGUUUUCCCACAAAUAUACCCGUUAUUUUGUUCUGGGGCUACUCACUACAUUUUAAGUUUUUCUUCAAAAAUCGUCCUGGCAGGGUAGGGAGGGGGUUGGGGAUUGCAUGGAACCUGUACUAUAUAGUUAUGCAUAGAUGA
Messenger RNA from Asparagus officinalis (garden asparagus), 466 nucleotides. RefSeq lists its product as uncharacterized. NCBI's taxonomy places the organism in Eukaryota, Viridiplantae, Streptophyta, Magnoliopsida, Asparagales, Asparagaceae. The record is from RefSeq and is a predicted model, not a curated record. The transcript has 2 exons. Gene Ontology annotation, biological process: mitochondrial respiratory chain complex IV assembly. Bases 149 to 466 code for a protein of 105 amino acids. Gene Ontology annotation, cellular component: mitochondrion.